This is a messenger RNA of Corticium candelabrum, 1908 nucleotides long. RefSeq lists its product as uncharacterized. The transcript is spliced from 12 exons. Lineage: Eukaryota; Metazoa; Porifera; Homoscleromorpha; Homosclerophorida; Plakinidae. The record is from RefSeq and is a predicted model, not a curated record. The coding region runs from base 69 to 1580 and encodes 503 amino acids.
UUUGUAUCCGCAGCUACAGGAUCUGUAGUACAGAUGGUGUCGUUUGUCAAGCGUGUAUCGCUAACACUAUGUAUAAUGCUUUUCACGUAGUCUAUUUGGUAGCAUGCGGCGUUUUCUUAGUGAGUGGCUCGACGAGUUUGGAAUAUAUGGGAACUUGUGCCAAUCUGACGUCGAUCGUCUGUUUCUUUCCCAACAAUUGUGAUAAUUUGACGUGCGCGGAAGGCGCUGGUGGGAAGACUUGUGAGACGUGUAGACCUAAUGCGACAGAAUAUAAAUCUUACUUCAGAAGUGGUGCUGUCUGUCUGUCUUGUCCUAUUGUUCCAUGGUCAAGCUUGGUCACCCUCGUCUUGUUCGGCAUCAUCAUCUUCGGAGCUGCCAGUCAUCACUCCUCUACAUCAGCAGCUGUCAAGGUGAAGCUGCUUAUGGACUUUUUACAAUUAACAUUUCUCUCUCUCAGCCUACGAGUUUCAUGGCCCAAAACUCUUGCUACAAUCCUAGACAACUUCAAAGUGUCUUUCAUUAACGCCAGAAUUUUUAAUAUUGGUUGUUACACUGACACGCCCACGGCAUUUUACAUCACGUGGCUCUCGUCGAUCUUUCCGCUUGUUGUCAUCACGGUAUCUGUUGUUAUUGCAGACAGAUGUAUGUUGAGGCUCCUACGAAAGGAGAGAAGAGACCAGCGGCAGGACAGGUGGACAGAUAGACGUAGUCAUGUACGCCGGUUGCUAGUCUACAUGUGGUUCAUCAUGUACGCACCAGUGGCAAGUCUCGCCAUACGAUCAUAUGCAUGCGAAAAGAACAUCAAUUCUAACAUUUGGUGCCAGGAGAAUAACAGAAAUGAAACGACAUCCGAUAGCAACAGAUGGGCAUUUGACCAGUCACAGAAUUGUGAUCAAUACUGGUUCCAGGGAGUAACGUUUGUAUCGACGUUCAUCCUCGGGUUCUUUACUCUUCUGUUUCCACUUCUAAUGUUGUUCUGCACAAUAAGAAUUUGGAAAUUCAAACUGCAGAAGAAAAAAAUUUGUUUGUAUGGAUCAUUUUACGAAGCCUAUGAAUCAUCAUGGUGUUUCAUGGAAGGUGCCGUUUUACUGCGAAAACUGAUGUUGAUUAUUGUGACUGACAUUUACUCUAUAAAACCCCUUGUACAGAUCUUAGUGUCUGUAGCCAUCAGUUUGAUAUACCUGUUUGUUAUUGUAUGUGGCAAGCCCUACAGGCGAAUAUCGUUUAAGAUCUGCGACAGCAAGGUGGACGUUCACAAUAGUUUUGAGAUACUUGCAUCAGUCACUGUCCUGGCCAAUCAACUCUCCGCCAUUCUCUUCUUUUACAACAUUGUUGCGGACGCAGCUCAAUACAUCCUGUUUAUUGUCAAUGGAACGACGCUCUUUGUCUGGCUUUUGAUAUACUUUGGACAGGGAUGUUUCGAAGAGACAUGGAUAGAUGAGAUUGAGGACGAGACUGAUGGUGAAAUUGAAGCGGAACCGCCAACUGCUCUUGAUGUGAUGCCUUUCUUUCUGAAGAAGAAAGGUGGCAUCACGGCUGCUGAGCUGAGAAAUCGUGAAGUUGCCGUAUCGGACUUCUGACGUAUUGAUUAGAAACGCGACACAAUGAGAGAGAGAGACCGGACCAUGCCACAUGAGUAGUAAUAACAUGUACCAUUCUAUGUGAUAUCAUCAUAUUAAUUAAUUAAUUUUACGAGAACAUUUUUAGCAGUGAAAAAACAUGCUGACAUUGAAAUCAAUCAUUGAAGCAGCAGUUCUUUCUAGUAUGUAUAGUACAUCAUAGUGUGAAUAUUGAAGCUCAUAUAGCUUAGAGACCUUAACGCUGGCACUACAUUGUCUAUAACCAAAGAAGCUAGCUGUAUCACUUGAAUAAAACUUUACUGUUUGUGUUGCGUGCAUUGAUAUUAGU